UAACGAACAGAGGCACUGAUCUCCGGUGAACAGAGAAGAGGACCACGGAGGACUGUCAGGAAUUGUUGGCGAGACGCGGAAUAUUCACGGAGCGGGUAGCAGUAGCACGGCGCUCGCUCGUCGUGCGUGGUGAUGAUCCAAAACGAAUUGUUUUCGGCGCCCCGCGUGAAGACAAAUCCGUGACCCGCGCUGAGAGAUUGAAAAUCAUCUCGAAAAUACUCGGAAUCGCUCGCGAGGAGAGCCACGGAUGCAUAUGGAGGUGCCUCAGGGCUGGUGCUGCCUGAAACAGCUCAACAGCUGAUUGGAGUACCAGGCGGCGGUGACCGGAGCAUAAGUUGCACCACCACCCCGCACACGGAACCAAUAUUAUCUGGUAUCUGAGCUACCCCUCGAUAAGUCUGAUUCGUGGAAGAACGAGCCACAACGUUUUUGGGAAAACCGAAUACGGUGUAGAAUAGUGGCUCAAGUUUUUCAUCGGACACGUCAUCAUGGUGAAAACUUUUCAGGCAUACCUGCCUUCGUGUCAUCGCACUUACUCGUGCAUUCAUUGCCGCGCUCACUUAGCCAACCACGAUGAACUUAUAUCAAAGUCUUUUCAAGGUAGUCAAGGACGUGCCUAUCUUUUCAACUCUGUGGUAAACGUCGGUUGUGGUCCAGCAGAGGAGCGAGUACUAUUAACGGGACUACACGCGGUGGCUGACAUUUAUUGCGAGUGCUGCAAGACGACUCUUGGCUGGAAAUAUGAGCACGCUUUUGAAUCGAGUCAGAAAUACAAAGAAGGCAAAUUCAUAAUCGAGUUGGCGCACAUGAUCAAGGAGAAUGGGUGGGAGUGAACGAGAGUGUGGAAGGCGAUUGGAGUGAACCUCCAAUUGUCAAAUUGAGACUUAUCGCAAAUACUGACGACCAUGUUAGAAUUACAAUGUGCGGUAUACCUCUCUGUCGAACCACCAACGAAAGUCUGUGAUUUCAUUUGUGAUUUCUAAUAUUAGUAACAUUUAUGUUGUGGACAUUUCGAGAGGGUCUUAGGUUUCCAUUCGUUGGGUCAUCGUCACAUCACCGCGGGACACUCCAACGACCACUCAUGGUUUACCGAACGAGCAACAGUGCUAGUGUAACAGACUUUGUCAGACUGACUGCCCAUCGCUGCAUCUGUCGAUGGAAUUUCACUGCCGGUAUUCCUAAAAAAUUAUUUAGAGUACUGCAUCGCAUCUAGGAGUUGCAGCAUUAGAUAUAUACUAUAGUAUACAUAUACAUAUAUUGUAACAUAUACAUAAUAUUAAAAAUCUAUGAUAUAAUAUCACGGGGGUCACGAUGUGUAAAAUGAUAAGAGUAUACAUUGGUAAAACGGUACCAAGGUGCGAGAGACAACAAAAUACCGUGUGCGUGUAUUCGACUUCGCGACUUUUGCGGAACAACAAAGAACUGGGUAAGGCCAGGGGAAGAAAAACGGCACCCGAACAGACAAAACAUGAUCUAAAAGAAAAGUGAAAAAAUAUGACUAAACAUACAAAAUACAAUUUGGGCCUCGAGUUGCAAAUGUCUGCCCUGACGUAUCCGUUAACCCUUUGGUAACUGCACAUCUGAUACCGUUUGCAAAGGAUGGAAAGCUGAGCGACCAUGCUGAAACUAUUUUCCGUUCAAUGUAUUUAUGAUAGAGCCGACUUGAGUAGGUUGUUUUGGUUUUCGGGAAGUGUUGCAAUCAAUAAGGUACAUAUAUGGGAGGUCUACCAUACACAAACUUACAUCAAAUUGGUGAUAAUAUAUGAUUGCUCAUUACUUCAA
This is a messenger RNA of Athalia rosae (coleseed sawfly), 1782 nucleotides long. It is a transcript of the gene Ypel, whose product is annotated as protein yippee-like 1. Lineage: Eukaryota; Metazoa; Arthropoda; Insecta; Hymenoptera; Athaliidae. The transcript is spliced from 5 exons. The coding region runs from base 489 to 833 and encodes 114 amino acids. The record is from RefSeq and is a predicted model, not a curated record.